Molecule: messenger RNA, 1994 nt
Organism: Pleuronectes platessa (European plaice)
Lineage: Eukaryota; Metazoa; Chordata; Actinopteri; Pleuronectiformes; Pleuronectidae
Gene: sox18
Product: SRY-box transcription factor 18
Exons: 2
Coding region: 410-1969 (519 amino acids)
Biological process (GO): vasculogenesis; positive regulation of transcription by RNA polymerase II; lymphangiogenesis
Molecular function (GO): RNA polymerase II cis-regulatory region sequence-specific DNA binding; DNA-binding transcription factor activity, RNA polymerase II-specific
Source: RefSeq, a predicted model, not a curated record
UGACUCUGGCCACAAGUUUAAAAACUUUGAGACAGACAGAGACAGCGAGUCGGACGUCCUGAGUGACGGAGGGGAAUCGAACUCCGGACAAACCGCUGCACCGCACACUCCAAACAAGACGUGUUGUCUUUAGAGCGGCUGAGUCACUGGAUCUGCUCCGAGGGAAUAUCCGGUUUUCUUUCUCUCCCUCCUUCUCCCUCCUCUCACCUCGAUGCUGUGCUCUGGGAUCUCUGCUCCUAACCCGUCUCGUUCUUCUCCUCAUCUUCCUCAUCUUCCUCAUCUUCCUCAUCUUCCUCAGCCCAAACGCUUUGAGUUACUCUUCUUCUCCAGAACUUUGCAGCCCAACAGACUGGGACAGACGUUUGAACAGUUUCUGUUGGACUAAGCGGAUUCAGAGACCGGUCUUGGGAUGAGUUUACCGGAGCCCAGGUUGUCCAGAGAGACCGUUCUGACUCUCGGGGGUCACUGGACGUCCAGAACCCCGAGUCCCACUUCUGAUUCUGAGAUGGGUUUUGAGCGGACCCUGUCCGAGGACUGCGGCUCCCCCGACGGCCUCGGAGCCGGGAGCGUGAGGAGAACCGAACCGAGGAUCUCUCUGACCCCCGGUUCAGGGGGACAGAGCCCGGACCUGACCCAGGCGGGAGGGGGGUCGGUGGGCACGGCCGACGGGAAGGUGGUGGGGGGGGAGCAGAGGAUCCGCAGACCCAUGAACGCCUUCAUGGUUUGGGCCAAAGACGAGAGGAAGAGACUUGCGCUGCAGAACCCGGACCUUCACAACGCGGUGCUCAGCAAGAUGCUCGGUCAGUCGUGGAAGAACCUGAGCUCCACAGACAAGCGUCCGUUCGUGGAGGAGGCCGAGCGGCUGCGUGUGCAGCACCUCACGGAUCACCCCCACUACAAGUACCGGCCUCGCAGGAAGAAGGCCACCAAGAAGCUGAAGAGGGUCGAACCGGGGGUCCUGCUUCACAGCCUGGCCCAGGGGGGGGCCGCCGGCCUGGGGCUGGGACCUGACGGUGUCUCCGGAGGUUCUGCAUAUGGACACCCUCUGCCCCACCCCCACCCCCACCACCUGCUGCCCUCUCUGGGUCACUUCAGGGACCUGCAGGCCCCGGGACACCCGGAGCUGGACAGCUAUGGCUUGCCCACCCCGGAGAUGUCCCCUCUGGAUGUCCUGGAAGAUGGAGAGUCUGUGUUUUUCCCCCAACACAUCCAAGAGGAGGGGGUGAUGGGAGGUUGGAGCGGGUACCAGCACCACCACCACCACCACCUCCACCAUCCUAACCAGCAUUACAGUCCCCACUACAGCAGCCCCCACGGCUCGGUGCACACUCAGGGCUCCGGGAUGAUCUGUCCUGCCGAGUCCAGCCUGAGCUCCAGCAGGUUGAACCCGUCCCAUGCGUCCUGUCACCACGUCACGUUACGCAGUCCAGUGAAGUGCCCCCCCACUCUGUCCCCCUCCCCUGCAUCCUACCCCCCGCCCUCCAUCAGCCUGUCAGAGCCAAUGAAAUGCCACCAAACCCCCCUGAGCUCCGCCCCCGUCGGCUACUUCAGUCAGAUGUGUGGGAACUCAGCUCAUGGCACCGCCCACUUCCCCCCCUCUCACCUGGGGCAGCUGUCCCCUCCCCCUGAGUCCCCCUCCUCUGCCUCCGUCCCUCCAUCUUCUUUUCUUUCUCACGUGGACCCGUCCAACCCGGAGUCCAGUGGACACCUGGGCUCCUCCUCCGCUGACUUCUGGUCUGAGGUGGACAGACACGAGUUCGACCAGUACGUGAAUACUGGGAGGAGCCGAGACGAGGCCUUCGGACUGGGUGUCGGCUGUGGGGGCGGGUCCAAAGCCCCGGGUGGGCGCAGCAGCAUCAUGAGCAGGGACGCCAUGUUGAGUGCGUGUGAUGACGGCAGCACCCCCCUGAUCUCCGCCCUGUCGGACGCCAGCAGCGCCGUUUACUACAGCGCCUGCAUCACUGGAUAAACUCCUCCUCCUCCGUGGCCACACC